AGUGGGAUUAAGAAGCAUGUGGGUAUUAUAGGGAGAUAAAUCGGUGUGCAAAGAUCCUUUAUUCAUCUCCUGUGAAGAAGGCAACUGGACAGUUUAUGAGAGCAACAUUCAACUCUGAGUCCGAAAGAGAACCACCAGACACCCAAGGACAUCAGAAUGAGUGACAACACUGCUUUGGCUCCUCCAGCUUCAAACCAGGGUCCCACUACCCCACGCAAAGGGCCCCCCAAGUUCAAGCAGAGGCAGACUCGCCAAUUCAAGAGCAAACCUCCUAAGAAAGGGGUGAAAGGGUUUGGAGAUGACAUUCCAGGCAUGGAGGGGCUAGGAACAGAUAUCACGGUGAUUUGCCCCUGGGAGGCGUUCAGCCACCUGGAAUUGCAUGAGCUUGCUCAGUUUGGGAUCAUCUGAUGCACCUGAGGUUCUGCCACUUUCAACAGCAUCUGCUGUAAUUUUGCUUACUUUUGCCCUAUUGAUCUGCCAGAGUCUUGAAAUUCAGCUGUUCGGAAGUGGUUUCUUCAGCUUACACAGUCAUUUCCCCCUAAAUUGCUAUGAAGAGUUCUGUUGGUGUGAGAUUCUCUCUUGCCCUAUAUAGUUCAGCUCAGAACGGUGGAUGCAAAUAGACUUUUGUUAGGACACUUCAAAUUUCCUAUCAGCUGGUUAGAAUUCAGUGAUAGAUUCUUGAAAUUUUGUUUAUCUGUUAAGUCCUUCAAAUGUAGUUUUUACCAGGCAGUCCCUACAAUUAAUAGUAGUUUUUAAGAUAACAUUUUUGUCACCCCCCUUCCCCGUCUCAUUUAAUAAAGGAGAUAGUUACCUUGAAUCUUAUGAUGAAGUCGUAUUAAAUGCUAUAUGCAAAUAUCUGAUGCCCUCUUCUGAAAGUCAGUUCAGCAAACAGGGCACAGUCGUACAGGAAAUAAACACAAUGCAUGCAAAAGAGCAUAAGAAUAAAGUCAAGUUCUGAUUCCACUUUGUAACUUGUAAAUCGUACAUUUUCUGUGUCUAAAUUUGGAGACGGAAACUCAGGAAUCUGUUAGCGUGAACCUUCCUUUUAGUGACCUGGCUCAGUUGAUUGAAAAUAUUUAUAUGCUACGGAAUUUAGACUCAGAUGGGACAGGUAGUUGAACCCUCUGAAUAAAAUGAUGGUUUGCUUCA
This is a messenger RNA of Herpailurus yagouaroundi (jaguarundi), 1149 nucleotides long. RefSeq names its product phosphodiesterase 6H (gene PDE6H). Gene Ontology annotation, molecular function: cGMP binding; 3',5'-cyclic-nucleotide phosphodiesterase activity. The transcript is spliced from 4 exons. Gene Ontology annotation, cellular component: photoreceptor outer segment membrane. Lineage: Eukaryota; Metazoa; Chordata; Mammalia; Carnivora; Felidae. Gene Ontology annotation, biological process: positive regulation of epidermal growth factor receptor signaling pathway; visual perception; positive regulation of G protein-coupled receptor signaling pathway. The record is from RefSeq and is a predicted model, not a curated record. Bases 157 to 408 code for a protein of 83 amino acids.